Molecule: messenger RNA, 1104 nt
Organism: Aureobasidium namibiae CBS 147.97
Lineage: Eukaryota; Fungi; Ascomycota; Dothideomycetes; Dothideales; Saccotheciaceae
Exons: 2
Coding region: 1-1104 (367 amino acids)
Biological process (GO): proteasome-mediated ubiquitin-dependent protein catabolic process; protein autoubiquitination; protein monoubiquitination
Cellular component (GO): ubiquitin ligase complex; nucleus; cytosol
Molecular function (GO): ubiquitin conjugating enzyme binding; ubiquitin protein ligase activity; cyclin binding
Source: RefSeq, a predicted model, not a curated record
AUGGCCAAAAUCUAUGCCGAGUAUCUGUCCAACAUCAAAACUCUGGCUAUCACCACAGUACUGGGAACUCCCAGGAACGACACCACUACGUUAUGGCUAUCGAACGACCGCACAAAACUUGUUCUCGAACACGAUCAUCACAGCCAUCGCAUAUUCCUACCAGCCAAGGUCCCCGGUCAAGGAACCCAACAUCUACAGCUUCCCAACACAGGCGAGCUGCAAUGUGUAAAUCGUAUAUCCGCAGAACCUAUCUUUGAUCAAGAAGAAUCUGUCAGUCUCUGGUCUGCAACUCAUCUUGACUCAGGGACGGCAGUGAACUGCAAAAACUGCGGUACUCUCGUAUCGAGCGAGAGGAUCCGUGUCUGGAAAGAUCUCCCGUCCGAAGCUUGGGCUGAGAUGAUGGACCUGUGGCAUUGCCACAAACCAGAGGAACCCGAGACCAAUUCCGACGAUGCCCCAGCACAGAAAGGUUAUGCUGCUGGCAGUAAGCUUAUAGCUCAGGUUGGUGUUGGUCUAGUCGAUGUCAUGAGUUUCCUCCUCUCAGAACACGAUUGUACUGUCGAGUACCGAUCAGUUGAGAACGACGACAACAUCCUUCAAGCUCAUUGCAAGAGUUGUGAUGCAGUCCUAGGCCAUCGUGAUGCUCAGACUGAGGGUGUACGGCUGCAGAAGCCAUACCUUGCCCUUUCAUCCAAGAAGAACAGCACCACACGAUCCUACGACGCAGCAUAUUGGUUCUCUUGCUAUCUCAAUCAAGCGAUAGAAACCCAAGGUGUGCGAAAAUUCGUCUUUUCGACCCUUCCAUAUGAGAUCUGGGUGUUCUCGACAAACCUGGCCUAUUCGUCACUGGAUUGUCCAGAUCCAAAGCAAGCAAUGAAAGUCUUGUUCAGAGCAAGACAGGGUGGUCAAAACGUCGAGACGCUCCGAGCAGCCAAUCUUCUGAUAGAGACGCUGACCCUGUCGUCAACCAUGGAGAAGUCACUAUAUCAGAUUCUACAGCGGGAGAACUCCAAGCUACCAGGGAGUUUGAGGAGUUUCAUGGGGUGGGAGGUAGCGGUGUUGCCUGUCUUGUCUAGCUCCAGCAUCAAACAAACACGAAUCUAG